Messenger RNA from Anolis sagrei ordinatus, 2141 nucleotides. NCBI's taxonomy places the organism in Eukaryota, Metazoa, Chordata, Lepidosauria, Squamata, Anolidae. The record is from RefSeq and is a predicted model, not a curated record.
CUGGCGGAGAAGGAUGACGUCAAACCCCGGCAGACGUAUAACAGUUGUCUUCUCGGGCGUGACGGCAUCGCCUGGCGCCGGAAGGCUCCUGUGCGCAUGCGCGGGCUAUUCGUUCAUGGCGAUGUCGGUGAGAGUGAAGCGAGAGAGAGACCCAUGGCCGGCCUUGUCCGCUUCCUCGUCCAACGGGGGGCCGGUGAAAGUGAAAGUGAAGCAAGAACCCGAAGAGGAGGAGGAGGAGCUCCGUAUCAAGCAGGAGCCCAAGGUGGAGGCGGAAGAGGAGGACGAGGACGAGCCCGAAGUCAAAUAUGGCCGCUUUGAUCCAGAGGACCGACGGAGCCGGCACUGCCCUUAUUUGGACACCAUCAACAAGAGUGUUCUGGACUUCGACUUUGAGAAGCUCUGUUCCAUUUCCCUAUCUCACAUCAAUGUGUAUGCAUGUUUGGUCUGUGGAAAAUAUUUUCAGGGCCGGGGCCUGAAGUCGCACGCUUACAUCCACAGUGUCCAAUUCAGCCAUCACGUCUUUCUCAAUCUCCACACCUUGAAGUUUUACUGCCUUCCUGACAACUACGAAAUCAUUGACUCUUCCCUGGAGGAUAUCACUUACGUCCUGAAGCCCACCUUCACCAAGCAGCACAUCGCCAACUUGGACAAACAGGCCAAGCUCUCCCGGGCCUACGAUGGCACCACCUACCUGCCGGGCAUUGUGGGCCUGAACAACAUCAAAGCUAAUGACUACGCCAAUGCUGUUCUCCAGGCACUAUCCAACGUCCCUCCGCUACGGAAUUAUUUUCUGGAGGAGGAGAACUACAAGAACAUCAAGCGCCCACCAGGGGACAUCAUGUUCCUGUUAGUCCAAAGGUUCGGGGAGCUCAUGCGGAAGCUGUGGAACCCCCGGAAUUUCAAGGCUCAUGUUUCCCCGCACGAAAUGCUGCAGGCCGUAGUCCUGUGCAGCAAGAAGAACUUCCAGAUCACCAAGCAAGGUGAUGGGGUGGACUUCCUUUCCUGGUUUUUGAAUGCCCUGCACUCUGCUCUCGGUGGGACAAAGAAGAAGAAAAAGACCAUUGUGACAGAUGUGUUCCAGGGCUCCAUGCGGAUCUUCACCAAGAAGCUGCCACAUCCUGACCUGCCAGCUGAGGAGAAGGAGCAGCUGCUCCAGAACGAGGAAUACCAAGAGAAGAUGGUGGAGUCCACCUUCAUGUACCUGACGCUGGAUCUGCCCACGGCCCCCCUUUACAAAGAUGAGAAGGAGCAGCUUAUCAUCCCCCAGGUGCCCCUCUUCAACAUCCUGGCCAAGUUCAACGGCAUCACUGAGAAGGUAGCCUUCCCCCCUCAGCUGUCAUGGAGUUUCUCAUUCCCCCAAACGGGCUGUAGAGUAUGGGAUUUGAGAAGAGGAAAGUUAUUGUAUAUACUCGAGCUGUUUGCGGAGAGCCUGUGUUUGCAUCCUCUGAGGGCCCACCUUUCCCCGUGCAGGAAUGUGGACCUCCGGGAGUAUCUCUCUGAGGAAGUGCAGGCCGUGCACAAGAACACCACAUACGACCUCAUCGCCAACAUCGUGCACGAUGGGAAGCCGGCAGAAGGAGCCUACAGGAUCCAUGUCUUGCACCAUGGCACAGGCAAAUGGUAUGAACUGCAGGACUUGCAGGUGACGGACAUCCUCCCGCAGAUGAUCACGCUCUCAGAGGCCUACAUUCAGAUCUGGAAAAGGCGGGACAACAAGGAAGAGACCAACCAGCAAGGGGCUUAAAGGUGGAACUUUAUCCAAAAGGGGACAAGAGGCCCACAGUGGCACCGGUCACCUCUGCAUUUUAUUGAGGAGCCCAGAUACUUCGGAUCUCCCUGGGGCUGCUGAGAGGAGUGGAUGCUCCUUUAGAAGCUGCUGCUGGCUCUGUGCCUCCUGCCCCUCCCCCAUGGGAUGAAGGGGGGCUCCUGACAGAGCCCCAGUUGAAGGAAGGACGCAGCAAAUGGCGGAGGGGGGGCUUCUGGGGGAGCAGCCAAGCCCCACUUUGAGAACGAGUCCAUCUCAGAAACCUCCUGAGGAAGCGAGAGUUGGAGGAGGGAGGAAGGGGCUAGAGGUCUCUUCUCAUGUUUCGUUGGCUGCUUCUGCUCACAUCUCUGUACAUUAAAGUGUGUGUGUGUAUGGA